This is a messenger RNA of Oreochromis aureus, 3772 nucleotides long. It is a transcript of the gene smpd2b, whose product is annotated as sphingomyelin phosphodiesterase 2b. The coding region runs from base 1351 to 2682 and encodes 443 amino acids. Lineage: Eukaryota; Metazoa; Chordata; Actinopteri; Cichliformes; Cichlidae. Gene Ontology annotation, molecular function: sphingomyelin phosphodiesterase activity. Gene Ontology annotation, cellular component: cytoplasm. The transcript is spliced from 11 exons. The record is from RefSeq and is a predicted model, not a curated record.
AGACUCUUAGCUGAAGAAGUGUCUUUAGAAUAAAUCUCUUGACAAGAGGUGAAGCAGAGAGUGCAGGGAGGGUGAACCAAGUGGAAAUCAGGUCAUUGGUGAUUUGUGAUCGAAGGAUAGCAGUAAAAGUUAAAUGUAAGGUUUACAAGAUGGCAGUGAGCCCUGUUAUGAUAUAUGGUUUGGAGACAGUCAUAUUAAGAAAAAUAAACUAAACACAAAGCAAAGCUGAAGAUGCUCAUAUUUCCAUUGGAAGUGACCACAAUGGACAGGAUUAAAAAUUAGUACAUCAGAGGGACAGUUGGUUAAACAAUUUGGAGAUUAAGUUAAAAAAGAAGGGCUGACAUGGACUGGACAUGUACAGAGGAGGGAUAGUGAAUAUAAUAGACAUGGAAUAUUGAAUAUGGAGCUGCCUAUGACAGUUAACACAUUUAACUACAAUGGUCAGCUUUUAACCACGUGUUUUGCCCUAUAAUGUAAAUUUGUCUUUUGCCUACAGAUGGAUGAUAGCGCAGGAAAAAAAAAAUUUGUAUCUCCCUUACUUUCGCCAUAUUUUCUCCUUAUUGCCCGUGUAUUUAUAGAGUAUUAGCGCACCCAUUUUUCUCGAUUUUGUUUCACUUGACUUAUUUACUACCUGACUUAUUCCUGUGUCAUUGCAUUUACCCCUUAGAUUUUUUGUUUGUGUCAUAAUACUUACACACUUUUGCUGUAGCAGUUUUUAAAUGGUUGACAUACAUUAAUUUUACUGGUUUAAUUCAAUCUGACCGCUUUUUCCACUGAUUCCAUGGUUUUGGGUUUAAAGAACUACACGUCCCACAAUUGAGCGCGGCCAAGGAAGCCUAAGUCCGGAAAUAAGGUUUUCAAAAUAAAAGUACUUUUACAAAACGUAAUUUUGGGGACAUUUAAAAUAAAAUCCAUGUAACAAAGCAUUUAUACCAGCAAUUAUUUUAUUUUAAAUACACACGAACGAGAUAUUUCGUCUCGCUAAAAAAAAAAGUAAUACUGAGGUUCCGGUUUUAUUUUGAGGUAAAAAAUAAAACCGGAGGCCAUUCCUUCUGACUUUACAUAGACAGGAAACCCACGCAGCAAUGUAAACCAUUGAAUGCCACUAAAGUCUGUUCAUUUUGUGAGAUGCCGACCGACAGACAAUGUGCUGUCUUCAUUAUUAUUACUUAGGGUAACAAUGAUAGUGAGCUAGUACGGCAGCAGGAAGUGUUUUGUACAAACUUACGACGCAUCUCUGCAUGAACGGCCCAGUUAACUUCAGCUGACGUCAACAGACUCUCGAGGAUCCAUCCUAGUCACCUCUCGUGAGCCGACACUCCUUAUUUGAAGCUUCACUGAUACGCCAACAUGACUAACAUGGACUCUGUCAGUGUGCGGGUCUUCUCUCUGAACUGCUGGGGGAUCCGAUAUCUAAGCAAAUACUGUCCACAGCGCUAUGCCAUGAUUGGCGAAAUGUUGUGUAAGGAACAGCAUGAUAUUGUGUUACUGCAAGAGGUGUGGAGUGAGAAAGACUAUCUCUUCUUGAAAAAGAAACUUGCUUCUUGUCACCCUCACUCUCAUUACUUCAGAAGUGGCGUCAUAGGCAGUGGACUGGCCAUUUUCUCCAAACACAGAAUCCGUGACACAUUUCUUUAUCGCUACUCACUGAAUGGUUAUCCUUACAUGGCUCACCAUGGAGACUGGUUUGGUGGUAAAGCUGUUGGGAUGGCUAUCCUAAACCUCGGCAGCCUGACUGCAAAUGUCUAUGUCACUCAUCUGCAUGCAGAGUACUCCCGAGAGAAGGACUCUUAUCUACCUCACAGAGUGGUUCAGGCCUGGGAGCUGCAGCAGUUUAUUCGCCACACCUCUACUGGUGCAGAUGUGGUCAUUCUUGGUGGUGACCUCAACAUGCACCCUCAGGACCUUGGGAACAGACUACUAAGGGCUUACAAUGGACUGCAAGACUCUUAUUUAGAAACAGCUAAAUUUGAUGGAUGUGAGAAUGGUAUGACUCUUAUAGUAGACAACCCUUUUAUUAGUAAAAAGGAGCUUGUACCCUUUGAGAAGGGGAUUCGAAUUGACUACAUACUAUUUAAGGGUUCUUCAAAAGCCGACGUCCAUUGUGAUUCCAUGUCCACCACCAAAGGCUCCGUUCCUAACCAUCCUUUCCCAUACUCCGACCAUGAAGCUCUCACUGCUGAACUGAGGCUGGAGCCACGCACUCCGGCUGAAACAGGAAGUGACAGACAAUCGAAGAAUAAGGACUCUGCUACAGGGAAGCUGGCUGAACUGGUUGACAUUGUGACUGAGGCCCGCACUGAAGUCAAAGUGGGCUUGCACUGUGCUGAGAGGAUGCGCUACACAGCAGCACGCACUGGAGUGAUGGGGCUGGCUCUGCUGUUCCUGGAGCUGGUCAUCGCCGCCGUGCCCUACUUGGCUCUGGGAGCAGAACAGCCUUUCCCUCGUACCUCCUUCUACCUGCUGGCUGUGCUGUGCUUUGCCAUGCUGCUGACCACCUCCAUGCUGUACAUCUUUUACACAAUGGAGCUGAAAUCACUUCAGGAGGCUGAAGACCAGAUGAGGCUGGGUAUAGGUAGUCUGCAAGAGAAGCUUAAGGGCUUUCGUCUAGCUCAACUUCAUAAUCCCUCACGAAUGCCCCCAGAGGUUCAGGAGCCCGGUGCCUUUGAGCCAGAGGAGUAAUGCAGAGACCAAGUAUGUCAAAGUGGAAAAGGCGACUUUGAAGUCACUUUUAUAGUGAACAUGUGAGGAGCUUUGCUCCCCUGAAUAUUUUAGAUUUGGAGAUUUAUAUUCAUAUUGCAGAAUCAAUCAUAACUGAAAUGCUUCUCUGAAAGUAGUGCAGGGCACAUGCAUUGAAAUUAUAUGCUUUUACAUAGAGAUCUGUAGGCUUUUAUUACACGUAGAUUUCACUCGAUGCACCUAGAAUAUACAAAUGUACUGUAAUGCUUUCUGUCAUACUGUAAGAUGCUUCUGUGCUGUUAUACUGAAAGGUCAUUAAGACCAUUUGUGUUUUUUAGCCUCAGGUCCGAUUUGCAUUCCACCCACCAGUAGAUUCACUGGGACCAUUUUUUUCUGUUUUUAAUUGAAUACUUCCCCUUUUUGCGUUUAAUAAUCAACUACACAGAGAUUAUGGUUCCAGGUUGUUUGCCAGUGUCUUUAAUGUGUUAAAUACAUGAAGAAAGUAGCUCUGUGGUCUACAUUGCAAUCGAAGACACAGACACUCCACAUGUAGAAGGUUUACAUUUUGGUCAGUAAUAUUUUUCCUCUACAACAGCACUUGUCAGGAUCCUUUGUACUGUAGAUAAAGGAACAAAGUCUGUAUGCACGUAUCAUUUGUCAUGCUCUCUGUUAUAGUGUCUUAAUCUUAAAGACAAUCUACACUCCUCUCAUAUGUUCAGGUAUAGAUUAGAAAUACACUGAAAAUGUUCUGCUCUUGACUUUGACCUCCUUUGAACACAUUUUUACAAAGCACAAUAUACCAUAGAAAAUAAAAACAGAAUAUAUCAGUUAGUGUGCAGUGCACUUUGUUGAUUAACCUGGCAAACCACUUCCCUAUAGCUUUCCUAGGAGAUUGCUUAAUAUGUUACAUUGCUAAAAUACCAUGUUGUAACUCAAGAGUUUGAACGUUUACUGUCACCUCAGUGGAGAAGAAGCACUUUGCAGUUCUUAAAUUCAUUAUGGUUUAUAGAAUUUCAGAUACUUGAUGUUCAUUCCAACUGGAAACUGUGAUGGGCAUGCUCAUGAAAGCAAUAAUAAAGACUUUAUGCACAUG